Messenger RNA from Andrographis paniculata, 965 nucleotides. Its product is annotated as ethylene-responsive transcription factor ERF118-like. The coding region runs from base 45 to 689 and encodes 214 amino acids. Lineage: Eukaryota; Viridiplantae; Streptophyta; Magnoliopsida; Lamiales; Acanthaceae. The record is from RefSeq and is a predicted model, not a curated record. Gene Ontology annotation, biological process: regulation of DNA-templated transcription. The transcript is spliced from 2 exons. Gene Ontology annotation, molecular function: DNA-binding transcription factor activity; DNA binding.
CGCAUUAAAUAACGCACAAAACAGGGCACUUAAAAGAAACAAACAUGGGCAAAGUUGGAAAAGUCUCGACGGCGGCCAAACUGGUCAGAAUCUCUUACUACGACCCCGACGCUACCGACGGCUCCUCCGCCGACGACGACGAAAACGCCGAUCAUCCACACCCCCACAACAACAAGACGAUGAAGAAAAAGAAGACAAAGACAGUCCACGAAGUUGCUCUCCAAACUGAUCGUCGCCACCGUCAACCACCCAUCAGAAUGAAGAAGCUUCCCGGAGUCCGUCGCCGGAAAUCGGGAAAAUUCACCGCCGAAACUAGGGAUCCAUUUAAGAAGAAACGAAUUUGGCUAGGGACUUUCGAUACCGCCGAGGAAGCUUCCAUGGUCUAUCUCUCGAAGCAGAGUGAAAUCGACGAGAGAUUGAAGAAGAUGAGGAAAUCCAGCGGAAAAAGUUUCUCCGCCGGAAGUUCUUCGAUUUCCGGCAUCGAUGACGACGACGGAAGUCUGAAAUUACCAUUUCCCCCCUCCGAAGCCGACGGGGGAAAGAAAUUGGCCCCGGAAGCCGAGCAAGAUUCCAACUUUGGGUUCUUGAAUGGAGUCCAGGUUAUCGACAAGAAUGGAUUUUUGGUGGGCGAAUUUAGCAAGAUUGAUGAUCUGAGCAUCAGAUUUGAGGAAGACGACGCCGUUUUAUGACCUAAUUAGAAGCUAAUUUAGUUAGUCGGAAAGCAUGAUCUGUAUCUGAUCAGAGGAGUGGAGGUUGAAGAAGACGAUGGGGUAAGAAGGUCAGAAAAUUUUCAGUAGCUGAUGAAGAUUCGAUUUUGUUUCUGUGAAUAUAUUUGUAGUAAUUAAGGAUGGGUUUGUAAUCUAAAUUCAGGAUUGUCUUCCUGCCAUGGCAUGUCUGCAAAUUUUGGGGAUAAGUUGUAUGAAUAUCUGUAGUAUUUAACCUUCCAUUAUGAACUAUAAUAUAUA